Nezara viridula (southern green stink bug) is the source of this 396-nucleotide messenger RNA. Lineage: Eukaryota; Metazoa; Arthropoda; Insecta; Hemiptera; Pentatomidae. The record is from the annotation of a GenBank genome assembly.
AUGAUAAAGCCAUUUAUAAUAUAUGGCUGUGAGACCUGGACACUAAACAGCAUCCUAGAAAAAAGUGAUGAAAACUUUGCGAGGCAAAUCCUCCACACGAUAACCGGAGCGGUCUGGGAUCACAAUACAAACACAUGGAGAAGAAAUAUCAAUAAAGGACUACUUACAGAAACUGGUGAAUCAAUAUCCCAUGAUAUGAAGGCACGGAAGUUAAGAUGGCCGGAGUACAAGCUUGGAGCAUUCUAUCUGGAAGUCUCUAGAGCCUGCUGUAUCGGGGCUAUUUACAAGGGCUGCACUAGCGCUCCCUCCCGGCCUCAGCCAACAAUUAAUUCUAAUUCGACGGAGGAAAGUCCUCUGUCGAUGGUGACAGUGUUUGAUGGCGGCGUAAUUGUCUGA